CGCCCGUUGUAUUUACUGCUUGAAUGGUCACUAUUGCUAUAUCACGACACACGAACUAGUGCUCUCCAUAAUCGCCAGCAGUAUUCUGUGUGGCGUCAAACUAACCACACGGCGGCGACGCGGUCACGGUGCCGCGUUCAGCGCUAAUGAGGAGUCAGGUCGCGUCCUACUGUGACACCCAGACGCACAACGACAUCGCUGUGUCAGCUCUACCAACUUCGAUUAGUUCAAAACCGAUACAACAUGCGUACGACUCGUUCUGCAUCCAGAGCUGCUGCCGGGGCCGCUACUACACCGCAACCGAACUCUGCCCCUGUCAAAGAGGCUGCGCCGCCGAAGAAACCGGCCGGAAGGGUCACCAAGCGCAAAGCCCCUGCUACUGAGUCUAACACUGCUAACGUCCCCGAAUCUGAACCAACCAUACCGGCUCAGAGUCCCAAAAAGAGAGCAAAAAAAAUCGAAGCCGAUGGCUCUAAUCCACCACAAGCAAACCCGGGCGCUCACGCCGAGGCUGGUGUCACACCGGUCCUGCUUCCCGCGAAGCUGACGUUCUCCUUUGACGACGCGAAGAAGCAUCUGAUUGAGGAGGAUGCGAGGUUUGAGGAUGUGUUCAGGAGACUACCGUGCAAACCUUUUGAGAAACUGGAGAGAGUCGAGCCGUUCAGAACCCUGACAACAUCGAUUCUGGGUCAACAAAUAUCAUGGCUUGCAGCUCGUUCUAUCAAUCACAGAUUCGUCAGGCUCUACUUCCCUGAUCUGCCUGAGAAGCCCGACGCAGAAUACUGGGCCAAAGCACCUAUCACUUUGUUCCCGACGCCACACCAGGUAGCAGUGACAGACCUCAAUACCCUGAGGACAGCGGGACUGAGUGGGCGGAAGGCCGAGUACGUUCAAGAUCUGGCAGCGCGCUUUGCGGAUGGGCGUCUGUCGGCUGAAAAACUCUUCGAAGCCGACGAUGAAGAACUGUAUGAGUUGCUCACGGCUGUGAGAGGAAUUGGGAGGUGGACUGUGGACAUGUUCGCCAUAUUUUCUCUUCGCCGGCCUGAUAUUAUGCCCUACGGUGACCUCGGAGUCCAACGCGGCGUGAUGCGCUGGUUCCUUUCCCUACACAGCACUUCAUACCGCAUCGACAUCUCCGCACAAAAGCUCCCCAAAUCUCCCAACGAGAACCCAAAAGAAGACAAUGAUAAAGCCACGCCGGCCACACCAGCCACGGCUGCGACUCCAGCGAAUGACCAAUCUACUCAAGUCCUCGACGAAGAUGACGCCUUACCCACCGUCGGACAACAAACUUCCGCCAGAAAAACCAGAGGCAAAAAGUCUGCCGCUCAAUCCCAGACCUCAACCCCCACUCCCGUCUCGCUCACCGCAGCCUCGACACUCAACCUGGAUGCCGCGACGCCCGUCAAGCCACCGAUCGGUGGGAUAGACAUCGAGACACCUUCACAAUUAUUGGGGCCUGGGCUGGGUCUUCCUAGUAUGCCUCCGCAGUUUACACCCUCCAUCAAUGCGACGCUGGAAGGAAGUAGCAAUGGCGGUUUUGCCAAUGCGACGGAUGCGAAGGGGAAGGGAAAGGUUAAUGGUAAGACGGCGAAGAGGCCGUUGCCGGAAGGAUUGACUGUCGGUGGACUGAAGGGAAGGUUGGAUGGCAAGAAGAAAAUAAAGGGCGCAUUCUUGACGCCAAAGGAGAUGGAGGAACUGACGGAGGGGUGGAAACCUUACCGUAGCUUGGGCGUGUAUUAUAUGUGGGCAUUAUCGGAGGAGAAGUAAGCGCGAGGAAGGCGAAAUGAGCUCGGACGGAGUCGUUGUUGGGCCGCAGUGGAAAAUGUUUCUAUUUUGAUACACUAUUUCAAUACCAUUCUUGGG
This is a messenger RNA of Stereum hirsutum FP-91666 SS1, 1866 nucleotides long. Its product is annotated as DNA glycosylase. Lineage: Eukaryota; Fungi; Basidiomycota; Agaricomycetes; Russulales; Stereaceae. Gene Ontology annotation, biological process: DNA alkylation repair; base-excision repair, AP site formation; base-excision repair. Bases 244 to 1770 code for a protein of 508 amino acids. Gene Ontology annotation, cellular component: protein-DNA complex; nucleus. The transcript has 11 exons. Gene Ontology annotation, molecular function: alkylated DNA binding; DNA-7-methylguanine glycosylase activity; DNA-3-methyladenine glycosylase activity. The record is from RefSeq and is a predicted model, not a curated record.